AUGACCCCUCACCUGAAUCCGUAUAAGGUUGCUUGGAUCAACUCGACUACAAUAGAAAUUAAGGAUCGUAGCCUCAUUCCCAUAGAGUUCGUGGGAUAUCAAGACAAGAUUUGGUGUGAUGUUUUGGCCAUGGAUGUAGGUCAAAUUAUCCUGGGUCGCCCAUGGUUAUUUGACAAUAACGUUCAUAUCUAUGGGAGGUCGAACACCUGCGUGUUCGAACACAACGGAAAGAAAAUUAAGUUAAUACCCUCCCAACCCAAACCCCCCAAGACGGAAACCAAGCCUACCCCAGCCAAACAAAGCAAAGGGCUACACCUCUUGACUGCUAAGGAAGUAGAAGAUGAAAUCACCCAAGGAGCACCAAUGUAUGCCCUAGUAGCUAGAGAAGUGGAUGAGGAUCAAAAAGAGAAAAUCCCCGAGGAAGUUAAAUCCCUUCUUGAGAAUUUUGCUGAUGUGUUCCCUGAUGACUUACCUAACCAACUGCCACCCCUUCGGGACAUACAGCACGCAAUAGAUUUAGUUCCGGGAGCAUCCCUACCCAACCUCCCUCACUACCGUAUGAACCCGACCAAGCAUGCGGAACUGAAGAAACAAGUCGAUGAGCUCCUUCAAUGA
Dendrobium catenatum is the source of this 615-nucleotide messenger RNA. RefSeq lists its product as uncharacterized. The coding region runs from base 1 to 615 and encodes 204 amino acids. The record is from RefSeq and is a predicted model, not a curated record. The transcript has a single exon. Lineage: Eukaryota; Viridiplantae; Streptophyta; Magnoliopsida; Asparagales; Orchidaceae.